This is a messenger RNA of Ilyonectria robusta, 1632 nucleotides long. RefSeq lists its product as uncharacterized. Bases 1 to 1632 code for a protein of 543 amino acids. The record is from RefSeq and is a predicted model, not a curated record. The transcript has 7 exons. Lineage: Eukaryota; Fungi; Ascomycota; Sordariomycetes; Hypocreales; Nectriaceae. Gene Ontology annotation, molecular function: oxidoreductase activity.
AUGGGCGAACACAUCAGCAGCCAGCCUUUCAACAUCAAGGAUGAGCCAGUCGAGAAUCAGAGGCCCAUGAGAGUUAUUGUCAUUGGGGCAGGCUUCUCAGGCAUCUACGCAGCCAUUAGGAUUUCUCAGCGGCUCAAGAAUGUUCAGCUUCAGGUGUACGAGCAGAAUGAAGAAACUGCAGGUGUAUGGUGGUUGAACCGCUACCCAGGCCUGGCAUGCGAUAUCCCAUCCUACUCGUAUCAGUUCAGUUUUGCUCCCAGCCCGUAUUGGUCUGCACUAUAUGCCCCUGGACCCGAAAUCCGGGCAUAUAUGCAGGACGUCGCUGAAAGGUACGGUGCCACGCGCUAUAUCAAGACUUCCCAUGCCGUCAAGGAAUGCGUUUGGGACUCCGAAAAGAGAAUCUGGAGAGUCAAGGUCCACAACAUCGAGACGGAUGAAGUUUUUGAGGACACAGCGAAUGUGGUCAUUUCUGCUAAAGGUGGCUUGAACGAAGUGAAGUGGCCUAAUAUCAAGGGCCUGGGGGAUUACAAAGGGAAACUGAUUCACUCUGGGAAGUGGGACGAGAGCGCUGAUCUUCGUAACAAACGAGUUGGCGUUAUCGGCAACGGAUCCAGCGCGAUUCAAAUUGUACCAGCCAUUCAACCGCUCGAGGGAAUCAAGGUCUGGAACUUUGCCCGCAGCCCUACAUGGGUGUCAAAUUCUUUUGGGGAUGUUGCAAUGGCAAAACUUGGAAGAGAGCCUGGGGACAACAAAUACUCACCAGAACAGGCGACCGCUGUAGGAAAGUUUCAAGAUUACAUGAAGAAACGUCUAGAAGGCCGACCUGAUCUCUACGAAGCCAUCAUCCCAACGUUUGCUCCUGGAUGUCGCCGACUAACCCCGGGGCCUGGGUAUUUGGAGUCGCUCAAGGAGGAUAACGUGGUCUUCUGCAACAAACCUAUCCAGCAGAUAACUAAGAACGGCCUGACUCUCAGCACCGGAGAGGAGAUAGAAUUGGAUGUGCUGGUUUGUGCAACGGGGUAUAACGUCGGGGCACCACCUACUUUUACAGUAACGGGCCGCAACGGCGUAACGCUCGAGCAAAAAUGGACGCCACAUCCAGAAACCUACCUUUCUGUGGCUGUAGAUGGAUUUCCCAACUUCUUAUUCAUCGGUGGGCCGAACUCUAGCCUCGGCUCCGGCAGUCUUCUCAGUGUUUAUGAAGGACAAGGUGACUAUGCGGUCAAGAUGAUUCGAAAGCUGCAAAAGGAGGACUACUCUACCUUUGAGGUCAGACCGGAGCGUGUUGCCGACUUCAGUCACUACAUCGACGAAUACUUUAAGCGCACAGUCUAUACAGAUGACUGCUCGUCGUGGUACCGCUCACACACUACGGGGUCGCGGAUUGUUGCUUUGUGGCCGGGAUCGUCGGCACAGUGCCUCGAGGUACUCCGGGCCCCGCGAUGGGAGGACUAUGUCCUUGAGAGCGCGGAUCCUACUGGGAACCUUCUACGAUGGCUGGGGAACGGCUCAAGUAUGACUCUUAAAGAGGGCGACCCGUCCUGGUUUCUGGAACCCGGCGCUAUUGAUGUCCCUAAGGAAGGGAAGCCGGAGGAGAGCGAAAUCUAUCUUCAGCGUCCAUUUUCUCACUAG